AUGGGGCUGGGACAGUCCAACAAGGCUCCUGUCACCGAUGACACAGAGGAGAUUCAUUUCGAUCACUUCCAAAUCUUAAGGGCUAUCGGGAAAGGAAGUUUCGGGAAGGUGUGCAUUGUGCAGAAAAAGGACACAAAGAAAAUGUACGCCAUGAAGUACAUGAACAAACUGAAGUGUGUGGAACGGAACGAGGUCCGCAAUGUCUUCAAGGAGAUGCAGAUCAUGCGGAACCUCGAGCAUCCCUUCCUUGUCAACUUCUGGUACUCAUUCCAAGACGAGGAGGACAUGUUCAUGGUAGUGGACCUGUUGCUGGGAGGAGACCUACGCUAUCACCUCCAGCAGAAUGUUCACUUCUCAGAGAACACUGUCAAGCUGUACAUCUGUGAGAUCGCCCUGGCGCUGGGCUACCUCCGCAGCAAACGCAUCAUCCACAGAGACAUCAAACCUGACAACAUUCUGCUGGACGAGCACGGACAUUGUCACCUGACAGACUUCAACAUCGCUGCCAUCGUCAAAGACGAUCUAAGAGCCACAUCUAUCGCAGGAACAAAACCCUACAUGGCCCCGGAGCUGUUUCAGCCACACGAGGGGACACACCCUGGCUACUCCUUCUCUGUGGACUGGUGGUCUCUGGGUGUCACUGCCUACGAGCUGCUGCGAGGACAGAGGCCGUACAUCAUGCGCUCCAGCAUGCCGGCCAAUGAGAUCCUCCAGAUGUUCCACAAGGUCAACCCCAGCUACCCCAUGGCCUGGUCUCUGGAGAUCAAGUCUCUGCUCAGAAAGUUGCUGUGUAUUGACGUGCACCAGCGAGUGUCCUGCCUGGCUGAGCUACAGGAAUUGGACCUGCUGUCUGACGUCAACUGGGACGCGGUGCUCAACAAACAGCUUCCCCCCGGCUUCAUCCCCAACAGGCGGAGGCUCAACUGCGACCCCACCUUUGAGCUGGAGGAGAUGAUUCUGGAGUCUAAACCGCUGCACAAGAAGAAGAAGAGACUAGCCAGGAAGACCAGAGAGACUAAUAAAGCCAAUGCAACGGUCCAUUUUACAAACAGUGGCCCUAUCACAUGGACGGGCAUUCGUGAAAUGACAUUGCGGGCAGAUAUGAACGGUCAGCUCCAACAGCGCCUGGACAAUGUGGAGAGGGACUUCCUCAUCUUCAACAGAGAAAGGUCAAAGAAGGCUGUGGUGGGAACAGAAGCAACAGGCCUCACCACGACAGAGAAGAACAAGGCUAUUGAAGAUGGACAGAACAACAACGUGGACCCGGCAGCCGACAUAUCAGGAUAG
Salvelinus namaycush (lake trout) is the source of this 1287-nucleotide messenger RNA. RefSeq names its product serine/threonine-protein kinase 32A-like. Bases 1 to 1287 code for a protein of 428 amino acids. The transcript has 13 exons. Gene Ontology annotation, molecular function: G protein-coupled receptor kinase activity; ATP binding; G protein-coupled receptor binding. Gene Ontology annotation, biological process: G protein-coupled receptor signaling pathway; regulation of signal transduction; protein phosphorylation. The record is from RefSeq and is a predicted model, not a curated record. Lineage: Eukaryota; Metazoa; Chordata; Actinopteri; Salmoniformes; Salmonidae.